AUGUGGGAAGAAUAUCACAGAUAAGACUUGCCUAUUAAGUCAGGACUUUCAAUUUAUCCACCUCUAAAUCUACUCCUUAUUAAAAGAAACAAUUGGCUUCAACUAGGCAUUCAUUCCGCUAUUUUUCGAAAUCCAUUUCUAUUUUUUUAAGUUGCAAUGUCAGCUUUGCGAGGGCUACGAAAACAAACAACUCUGCUCUGAAUGCCGGGCGGUUUGUGGUUUGGUUUGUUUUUUGAAAAAAAUUAUAAUUUUAGUUAUUUUUGCAAUUGGAUCUUUGCAUAUAAUUCCUUGCAAUAAAACCAAUCGAAAGGGUGGAGGGGGGGCAGAAACCUCGCGAUGCAAGCUCGUCGUUCUGCAAAGAGAUCGAUUCUGGGCAGCCGGGUUUGCGCUCCAAGUCCGGCCGGGGAUGGGCAGCUCAUCCCCGGGGUGAUCCAGGCGCUGAAAUCCGAAAACAAGGAGUGUGGGGGACGAUGCAACCUAUACAUGGUCAUGCUGGAGGAUGGCACCCUGCGGGAAUACCCAGAGGAGGAGAUCGUUGUGAUGGGACCCGGCUUGCACACCCACGGCAACAAAGUGCAGAUGAAAUGCAGAGAGAAGCUCUAUUGCAAUGGCCGAGACUUGUCUUCUGUUGCAACAAUGCAUGAUCAAAGCCACGUUGAGAACUACCAGAAGAUGAUGGAGCAGCAGUUGCCCCUAGUGCGAAAGAUUGAAGCUAUGAAGAUAUUGGAAACUAAAAAGAUCAGCUGGAUUCAGGAUCACGACAAGGAUCACAUGCGCCCAAUUGGUGCUAUUUCAGAUCAGAAAAGGAAAGUUGUUUCUUCCAACAUUGAUGUCCCUCGUGCAAGAAACUUCUCUGAGGAAAGGGAGAUGGACAAAGUAACUGCAGCAAUGGUCCUGACUAGCCUGUCCACCAGCCCGCUUGUCCGCAGCCCUCCCCCCGCAGUGCGUGUGGCAGAUCAGAAUGGUUCUUGGAAGGAGCUGACUAACAUGUCAUCGAGCUACAGCAGCAGUGGCAACUGGAGCUGGGGGGCCCCGAGUGACCAGUCAAACCCAUCGACGCCAUCACCUCCCUUAUCGGCUGACAGCUUCAAACCUUUCCGUGCAACUGUGCAGCAAGACGACAGCAUCGAUGAGGCAGAAUCCAGCAAUCUGAUGUUUGAUGAACCCAUUCCGAGGAAGAGAAAGAACUCCAUGAAAGUCAUGUUUAAGUGUUUGUGGAAGAAUUGUGGAAAGGUGCUGAGCACUGCGGCAGGGAUCCAGAAACAUAUUCGUACCAUCCACUUGGGCCGAAACGUAGAUUCAGAUUGCAGUGAUGGUGAAGAGGACUUCUAUUACCAGGAGAUUAAACUGAACACUGAUUCUGCAGCUGAGGGUAUAGGUAGCCUUUCCCCAAUGUCACCAUCAGUGGCGUCUCCACCUACGCUCUCGAGCCUGGACUUAGGACGACCUGAAACCACCAUCACAAGAACCGAGACCAAAACUACAACUCCUCUGAGUCGGUCCGCACCGACCCGCCUCUACCUGGUCCACACUGACCAUGCUUAUCAGGCCACAGCACCGGUUAAUAUUCCUGGAUCAAAGUUCACGCCAACCAGCAAUGGAUUCAGCAUCUCCUGGCAAUCUCCACCAGUCACCUUCACGGGCAUCCCAGUUUCACCGACCCAUAAUCAUUCCGUGGGUGCUGGAGAACAACGUCAACAGCCCCUUUCUUCACAACCCUCUCCACCGAGACCUGUUGUUGGAGCAAGAAAAAUCCGUGGGGAAGGAAAGAAAUGCCGAAAAGUGUAUGGUAUGGAAAACCGGGAUAUGUGGUGUACUGCCUGCCGUUGGAAGAAAGCUUGUCAAAGAUUUAUUGAUUAGAAACGAGUUGUGAAAGGCCUUUUGAGACAAAUUUUGGGCAGCUAUUAAGAAUAGUAUUUUGGAGCACUAAACUGUUUUUUAAAUAAAUGUAUAAAUGUAGCAGCAACAUUCAUAUCAAACGAGUUGCACUUAAAAGAAGUCUAUGUGGAACUGAGUGGCAAACAGGCUACUCAGAUAUCAGUGAUGGAAGAUACAUUACAUGGAAAUCUCAUUCUGUGAGCAAGUGGACUCGAGUGAUGAGGCAGUUCUGAAGCAAAUGCUUCUUUAAUGGUUUGAAGUAUUGACUGACCAGGAAAUGAAGAAUACUGCAUUGCAAAUUUAUUAUUUAGUCGUGGAGGCUUCUCAGGAAGCACGAUGGUUGUGAACAUAUUUCAAACCAAUGAAGCAUUAAUGUGGUUAAUAUUUUUGCCAUGAUUUCACUGUUCUCUUGAUUAGUAUUACAUGCAAUUUCUUUAAAGUUUUACGGAACAAAGUAUUCUGUACAGAACACAAGUCUUCUCCCAACUUCAUCUCAUACUAUCAACAUACCCUUCCACUUUACCUAAUGCAUUUGCUACCUUUCCCCUUAAACUAUGUUAUUUGUUCCAGACACUCAAUGCGAUAACAAGUUCCGCAUUUCACAAUUCUGGUAAAAAAUAUUAUCUUCCACCGGUAUUUCUUAUAUGUUCUUUGCAUCAGCUAUUUACUGUACUUGAGCAAAGUGAAUAGGUGGAUUAUUGCAUCCAAUUGAAGGCUUUAGAAUGCAUGUCUUUAUCUUCUGGGAGUUUGAGAAGGAACUGCAAGAUUGGGAUCUGUGGAAUGGAGGAUGAAAUCAUUUCUUCCCACCGGUGUGAAAAUCUUCAUGGAAAGCAAAAUUGAUGUGUUGCAACAUAAAAAAAGACAAUGUGGAACACCAGCCAAGGACCUUUGUUUUUAAUUGCAAAAAAAGUAACAAACAGCUACAUAGUUUUGAUUACAAACUAGUGGACUUGUUAGGGAUGUGCAUUGAACUGGAUCAUUGAACAAGGAAUGUGCAAUUGAACUGAUGCCUGUUUUUUGUAACUUUACCACUGGAGGGUACCAGGGUUUGUUUAAAGUUUGUCAUGUUGGCUGCAGUCCUCUCUAACUUGUAAGCUUAUACAACACAUUCUCGGUGUGGCGGCAACACACCUAACCUAUGGCGAGACAGUGGUGUGAAUGUUCACAGUAAACACGAAGGAAGUGAGUUGUCGGAAUGAAAAGCUCACCCUCUGAAGAAUGUAUCUGAAAUUAAUGGAGAUAAAAUCAAGUUGAUUCUGUAACAAGUAAUUACCUACUCCAUUUUAUUGCCAAGCAGGCAGUGAGGAUGAAAAUUACCCAUAAAUUGUUGGCAUUUCUCUUGGCUAGUAAAAUGAUAUACGGUAUUGAAAUGUCAACAUGCAUAUAAGCCAUUUCUUACCGAAAAUUGGAAACCAAUCUCCUGUGGGAAAAUGAAAGGAUAUAUCUUUCAUUACACCCAGCCAAAUAAAGCUGCCACUGCAGGAAAUAGCAUGUGGUUCAACUGUUUUUGAUAAACUGGGCUGUAACAUCAUGAGCAAAAUGCCUCAGAUUGAUGAUUGUACGGAAUUAAGUGAUCGGAAACAUCAUACCAUUGAAGUAGCUAUUUUGAUAAACGAGGAAACCAGACAAAUAAUUUUAAAAUUGUGUUGAUUUGCAUUUCUCCUAAAAUAUUAAAUAUGCUUUAAAAUACUUUCUGAACAAUAGAGAUGUAAUUUAAAAUGAUAGCUGAUUUUAAGUCAUUGAAACCAGCUAUCAUAUAAAACAAGAUUUAUCAAAAUAAAUUUUAAAUCAUAUUCAGUAUCUAAUUAUAAUCAUUAAGGAAGGUUAUAUUAUCCUUUCAUUAAUAAAAUCACUAAAUCAAUCAAACUGAAAUAUUGUCCAUUCCUAUUGCUAUUUAAAAUUGUGCAAGGAAUGGGAUUAAUUUGAUUUGUGUUUCAGAAAGUAAAUAUCUUUGUAAUUAUGUAAAUUCCGAGGAGACUAGCUGGCAUUAGAAUUUAAACCAUGUCAGACAUCUGAAUUAUUGUGGAGUAUGUAAGGAGGAUCAGCCAGGAGAUAUUUUUGGUAUGUUGACACAACUCCACCAUAAGUGCAUUGGAAAACCUGAUUGCAAACAAGUUCCAGGAAAAUCUCAGCCAUGUUUACUAAGCUUUUCAAUUAUUCUUGACAAAUUAUAACGUGGCUAAUUUAUUGAAAUGAUCGAGAAUUUGUCUUCCAAGUAUUUUAUGCCUUGAUCAAGAAUAAUCUCCAAUUUUUUUUUUUUAAUUAGUUAUAUCAAACAGGAAAAAAAUAAAAAUUCAGUCCAGUCAAAUAAAUAUUUCAAAUACACAAGCCAAAGUAUAUUUUAGUUACAGAGACCAUUUUUCAUCUAAAAGGUCUCAUGGUGAUGUCCAAGUUUAUUUGAAAGCAGUGGUCAACAUGCACUUUCUAAUGCUAUAAGCUUCACUCAGUGGAACGCAAACAAGAUUAUGCUUGCUGGCUUUGUAUCACACACCUUUAUUAGCAAUUGUUCCCAUUUAAACACUGUUCUUACCAAGAUUCGGACUAAUUAUAAAGCACAAUUUGUUCAGAAAUAUACUUUGAAAAAUACGUAAAGGUUGUCUAUUCCAAAAUUUGGAUUGGGCACUGAGAAAGCGUAAAUAAUGAUUGUGCAUUGUGGCACAGUUUGUAAAUUUCAUGAUGGAACCAGUCAAACCUGCAUAUACAUUUUAUAGCCACCAAUGACUAUUCCUACAGACUAGUUUGCACUGCUAAACCAAAUGUGACAAUAUUUCUGAAUGAUGCACUUAAGGACGUAAGAAAGUAGGUAGUACCUGUUCAUUGAACAUUCUUAAGUUUGAUGAACAUUUUUAGGGAAAAAAAAGUUAGGGUGUUUGCACAUCCCUUAUAAAUAUAUAUAUUUGUGUGUGUAUAUAAAAUGCCUAUUGUGAUUAUAUUGCAAACAUGUUUUGUGAAUUUCUAAUUGGUUGCCCAAGUGGCAUUCACUUUCCUAAAUUAUAGGAAUGCUCUUAUUCUCUAUUGAGCCAGUUGUGCUGCAGCAUUUUAUCUUAUUAAGUCACAUUGUGCGCUGAACUUGAAUACAUCAAAACUACAAGGUGCUAAUUUUAUGAUCAGCCAAAGCCAUGCUUUUAUUCCUCUUGUCUAGCAGAUAUGACAGUAAUUAUCUCCUAGCCAAAAAUAAACAUUUUUGCAAUGCAUUACAAACUAUUUAUAUUAUAGAAAUAGGCCACAUGGACCAAUAUGUCUCUGUAGGUGUUAUACAUCAUACACAAUCAUACUGUCUUACUGCAUCUCAUCUAAUUUACACAACCUGCAUUCUAUUAAAUACUUUUUACCCAAACUCUAAAAAAAAUCUUUGAAUAGAUAUUGAUUUUCUAAUUCUUAAUUGUCAAAACAUUGAGACUUAAAGUUUUAAUAUUCUAAGAGCAAGCAGUUCUAUUUUAUUCAAUUAUUUGCAAUAACGUAGUUAAUACAGCAAUACUACAUUUCUUCAGGUUAUCUAAUCAUACCUAUCCUUGGGUUAAUGGCAAGACUGUUUCUCCUUUUUUUCCCACCUAAUACUCAAAGAUCAAUUUUAUGGUAAGCUGAGCUAGUUUCUUUAUUCAAAUCUCAAGAAAACAUUUAUAGUUCAUACAAACGUCAUAUCCAUGAGCAAAAUCUCAGAUCAAAUUGCUCAUGCAAACUUGCAAGUUAACAAUGGAGAAAUGUAAGCAUUUCUUCAUCCUUCUAAAUUCCAGUCUCUUUAUCUCUAGUUGCUGUCAUUGUGUUAAAGAAAACAAAUACUAAAGAAUAUUAGGAAAAAUAAGAAUAGACCCAGUUGACUCUUUUAAUUAAUAAUUAAUGACAAUUUUGAAAGUACAGAUGAACCUGCUUUUCAGGUGUUCGCGUUCCUAGAAAUUUCAUCUCGAUUUCCCGCAUAAUGCAAAGCCUUGUCAUUGCUCAGACGUGAAGAAAAAGAGUUGAAAAUAAAUAAUGUUUUUUAUUAUUUUCACGUAAGUUGCUUGAGAGUAAAUUUGAUUUUGUUUCUCAAAUACUUGGGUAGUCAUUAAAUCAUAAGUGAUAGGAACAGAAUUAGGCCACUCAGCCCAUCAGGCCAACUCCGCCAUUCAAUCGUGGCUGAUCUAUCUCUCCCUCCUAACUCCAUUCUCCUGCCUUCUCCCCAUAACCCUAGACACCCGAUUUGUGAUUUGUGAAUUCUGUAAAGGGGAUCCCUUUGUUACCCAAGCGAUCAUAAUGUGGGGGUUGCCUGCACUGUUUCCACAGAUAAACUAAUAAACUAAAAACUAAACAGCGCGGGAUUAGUUCAGUGAUAUCCAAUCAUUUUCAUUACUCUUAACUUCUAUUCUGAUGCAUUACAUUACUGACAAUAGAAACAUUUUGUUAUUCGUCAUCCUCUAAAAUCUUAUCACAAGGUAUUCAACAAUACAUAGUCACAUUAUAUGAAUCGUUUACUCUUAAGUGAUACAACAAAUGUUUGUUUAACUUAAGGAAGAAGGUAGUUUUCUAACAAAGAAAUGCCAAAUUGUACAUUUGAAAUAUAAAGCAGUUCUUAAUAUUUUUUUACAAUAAUACAAUUAUUAUAUUACAAUAAUACAAUCACAAUUUUGCCACUGCUAUUCUUUGUCCUUCCUGCGCAUUUCAACCUGCAUUGCAAUUCCCAUGCCAUUCAUGUGUUACCAAGCUGAUUUUUCUCUGCUUCUGACACCUUCCUGUCGAAUUGUCUGCUAACCUACCCUUUGAAACAAACAGUAGAAUAAAAUUAACUUGCAAUACACUAGGAAUGAAUAAAGAUCAUGGAAAGUAUUGAAAUAGAUGUUAAGAAUUGCAGAACUACUUGUAUACUUAUUAUAUAUAACCAUAUAACAAUUACAGAAUGGAAGCAGGCCAUCUCGGCCCUACAAGUCCGUGCCGAACAUCCUUUUUCCCUUAGUUCCACCUGCCUGCACUCAUACCAUAACCCUCCAUUCCCUUCUCAUCCAUAUGCCUAUCCAAUUUAUUUUUAAAUGAUACCAACGAACCUGCCUCCACCACUUCCACUGGAAGCUCAUUCCACACCGCUCUGAGUAAAGAAGUUCCCCCUCAUGUUACCCCUAAACUUCUGCCCCUUAAUUCUGAAGUCACGUCCUCUUGUUUGAAUCUUCCCUAUUCUCAAAGGGAAAAGCUGAUCCACAUCAACUCUGUCUAUUCCUCUCAUCAUUUUAAAGACCUCUAUCAAGUCCCCCCUUAAGAUUCAGAUUCAAUUUUAAUUGUCAUUGUCAGUGUACAGUUAACCUUCUGCGCUCCAGAGAAUAAAGACCUAACUUAUUCAACCUUUCUCUGUAACUUAGUUGUUGAAACCCAGGCAACAUUCUAGUAAAUCUCCUCUGUACUCUCUCUAUUUUGUUUACAUCCUUCCUAUAAUUGGGCGACCAAAAUUGUACACCAUACACCAGAUUUGGUCUCACCAAUGCCUUGUACAAUUUUAACAUUACAUCCCAGCUUCUAUACUCAAUGCUCUGAUUUAUAAAGGCUAACAUACCAAAAGCUUUCUUUACCACCCUAUCUAUAUGAUAUUCCACCUUCAAGGAACUAUGCACGGUUAUUCCCAGAUCCCUCUGUUCAUCUGUAUUCUUCAAUUUCCUACCAUUUACCAUGUACGUCCUAUUUUGAUUUGUCCUGCCAAGGUGUAGCACCUCACAUUUAUCAGCAUUAAACUCCAUCUGCCAUCUUUCAGCCCAUUCUUCCAAAUGGCCUAAAUCACUCUAUAGACUUUGGAAAUCCUCUUCAUUAUCCACAACACCCCUUAUCUUGGUAUCAUCUGCAUACUUACUAAUCCAAUUUACCACACCUUCAUCCAGAUCAUUGAUGUACAUGACAAACAACAAAGGACCCAACAUCGAUCCCUGAGGCACCCCACUAGUCACUUGCCUCCAACCCGACAAACAACCAUCCACCAUUACCCUCUGGCUUCUCCCAUUCAGCCACUGUUGAAUCCAUCUUGCUACUCCUGCAUUUAUACCCAACAGUUGAACCUUCUUAACCAACCUUCCAUGAGAAACCUUGUCAAAGGCCUUACUAAAGUCCAUAUAGAUAACAUCCACUGCUUUUACCCUCGUCAAUUUCCGUAGUAACCUCCUCAAAAAAUUCAAGAAGAUUAGUCAAACAUGACCUUCCAGGCACAAAUCCAUGCUGACUGUUCCUAAUCAGACCCUGUUUAUCCAGAUGCUUAUAUAUAUUAUCUCUAAGUAUCUUUUCCAUUAAUUUGCCCACCACUGAAGUCAAACUAACAGGACUAUAAUUGCUAGGUUUACUCUUAGAACCCUUUUUAAACAAUGGAACAACAUGCGCGGAGGUAGAUUGUAGAUUAAACAAUGGAACAACAUGUGAGGAGGUAGCUUGGGCCCAUAUUUUACCGCACCCCGGAAUAUUUUAGUUAAACCCAAUUUGUGGUAAAAAUGCAUUUAAAUAAAAAUCCUGAUGGAAAGUAAAUAAAUAUCAAUUAAUCAGAUUGUGGAAAGUUGGUAAUUUGCCUCACUGUGAAAUUAUUUUGUAUCUGUUAGACAAGACCUUUAAUAGUUUGGCUGAAAUGUGACUACAAAGUACAUUCUAAAAUGAAAUUAAGAUUUAUAAAUGUCAUCAAACGAUUUCUUGGUGCUGACAGACACAAACUGCAGUUGCCAUGGGCAGCACAUGGCAAAAUAGUUUUUUGAAGGAUCGAAGUAUGUCAAAUGAUAUUGAUGAAUUUUUGUACGUGAUUCCAAGUUAAUGAAUGUUGUUUUCUACCAAAGGACAUUGUAUUUGCCAAUACGUAGACCAACAUUACUUGCCAGAAAGAAAAUAAAACCUCGGAUUGCUGUUUUCACAGGUUUGUUAAAUGGCAGAAAAUGUUGGGCAGGACUUUAUUCAAGCCAUAACAAAUGUUCCUAUGUUUGGACUAGUAGGAUUUACUCAGGAGAACAAGUGCAGUAUCAUUGAUUGUUAUUUGUAGGGGGAUUUGAACGCACCACAACUGCACACCAUAUUUAGCAUAGAAUGAAAUCAUCGAUAAAUUAAAAUUGUCAUAAAACUUCAAAAAAGGUUAGGAAAUAGAAAAAGGUAGUUUGACCCAGAAAAUUGCUGUCAAUUUAGUAAACCUCAAUUUAUCGCUUUUACCAUCUUACAUGAUUCCUCUCUCCCUCUCUCCCUCUCUCAAUCUCUAUAUCCUUCUUUGUCUCUCUGGGUUUCUCUGUCUUUGCAGCAUUGCAAACCUCUCUCUGAGCAGCAUUGAUGUACAGAGGUAUCUUGCAAUUUCAAACUUUUUUUGUUUCUAUUGCUUUUCCUCCAUCUCUCUCUCUCUCUCUCUUGGACUUAUUGGUGAUUUAUCCCAUAUGUUGAUAUUUAACACAGCAGAGUUCAAUUUACAUGUUUUUUUCUAAAUGAUGUCUCUAAAUUACUGAACUUUUUCUCCAAAUUGAAGCAUUAUUUACGCCAAUGGAAAGGCUAAUGGUGCGACAGAUAUGUGCAGUUGUAGUAAAUGUAAAAAUCUCUUUUUGAAAUGGUUGAUUGAAUGUAAUAAAACUGCAAGCUAUGCAUCUUGUAAUUUUGUGUUAUACUGCAGUCUGAUUACACGUGAUGAGUAAAACAUUCCUCUGUACAAAUCUGUCUGAUUGUCAAACAUCUCUGUAAACGUUUAAGGUGUAAACUUUAUCAGAUUGUUCGUAAUAUUUUGCAUUAUUUGGGAAAAUAAUGGUGCAGAAGAAUUUAAUAGAGCACCAUGUCACUCUUAGACAAUUGGUGGUACGGUUACUCUGGCUAAAAUCCCUCUCACAGUUAAGAAAAUAUGCAACUAUAAUUUAAUGGAUAGCAUAGUCUUAUCAAGAAACUAACACAUUCACAAUAGCAGAUUUCAAAUGUUAAAUUGUACAAUGGGGGUUAGUUAACUUACCUCAAUAAAACACAAUAGACUGAUUAAAAGUGCAAAUAUAUGUGAACUGAAAUUCCAAAUGUUAGUGGGCUUUUCAUCCAGAGAUAUGGAUUAAUCAACCAAAUAUAUAAAUUCAAAAAUCAGCAAAGCUACUGGAGUAUUUCAUUGUUCAUUAAAUGUUAUUUGUAACAAUGACCAUGGAACCACUUUUUUUUUUGUAAAAUGACAACUUAUAUUCUCUUCUAAGAAAGGACAUCACCUGUCACUAUCCAACCUGGCGGAUGUGUGAAGUCCUCCAGAUACUAGCAAUGUAUUUUUUGUUCACCAAGAUGGCUUUGCAAGCCAUUCAGUUGAAAGGUAGUUAGGGAUAGCCAAUAAUGCUGGACAUAGCAGCAAUGUCCACAUCCCAUGAAUGAAUAAAGAAGAAAAUUCACAAAGAACACAAAACUCCAUUAAUAAACAUUACAAAGUUAAAAUCCAUGUUGCAACAUUACAUAUGAAAACGAAUAUUUUGGGCAUAUGCCCAUUAGUUAACUGUUACAAUCUUAAUAACAUAGAUAUAACUUCAUACAUUGUAGGCUGUCUUCAUGUUGCACCUGCAAGUAUCCUCAUCUCUCCAUGUGCAGCUAUUGCAACUGACUGCUACCUUCAUAUCAUCAGACCCCAAACCAUUUUUAACAGGCAAACUAGGUUUAUAUAUAUAUAUUUAUAUAUAUAUAUAUGUGUGUAUGUGCUACUCCGAAGUCUUUAUGAAAUAAUGAAAAUGAUACACGCGUCAUCUAAGGAUUAAUUGUCUCUGACCCUAACACUGCAUUCUGAAGAAAGGGUCAUCAUGAAUGUUCACUCAGUCAUAUAGACCUGGGAAGUUUCAAGAUCACCUGCUAUGCUGUAUAAAUUGGAUGAGAAUAGCGAUAAAGAUAGACAGUAAACUCCUGUCUAGUUAGUGAUGUUCAGAAAUCCCAAUGAUAGGCAUCUAUUUCACCAAGUGCUGAUUUCCAUGCUCUCUUUCACACACUAGGGCUCUGGUUUCUAGGCUCUCUUUAACACACCAGCGCCCUGGUUCAUUUGUUCCCUUUAAUAUAUCAGGACCCCCGACUCCCAUACUCCAUUUAUUACACCAGAGUUCUGAUUCCCAGGCUGCCAGUAACACAUUGGGACUUCAGUUCCUAUGCUCACUUUAAAUUUACCAGGUGUAAGAAAGAACUGCAGAUGCUGGUUUAAAUUGAAGGUAGACACAAAAUGCUGGAGUAACUCAGCGGGACAGACAGCAUCUCUGGAAAGAAGGAAUGGGUGACGUUUUGGGUUGAGACCCUUCUUCAGAAUUUACCAGGAUCUAGUUCCUGCAUUCCCUUUAACUGUAUCAGUGUCACAUUUCACACACUGACUAGAAAACAUACUAUACUGUGGUAGCAGAAACAUGUAGCAAAAAGAAGUAAAUGAAAGUGUGUCCGAUUAUUGGAAUAAUACCAAAUAGUCUGGAGAAUCAGACUGUCCAGAACCACCAAAGUCCUUAGCGUUUCGGAUCACCAGAGUAUCACAGUGAUUGGUUUCAAUUUACCAAGGCAAGGUAAUGGUAAACUAGCCAUAGCUCCCAAUCUUGAUGUGUAGGAAGGAACUGCAGAUACUGGUUUAAACUGAAGAUAGACAUAAAGCUGGAGUAACUCAGCGAGACAGGCAGCAUGUCUGAAGAAGGGUAUCGACCCGAAACUUCACCAAUUCCUUCUCUCCAGAAAUGCUACCUGUCCCACUGAGAUACUCCAGCUUUUUGUGUCUGUCUCCCAAUCUUGAUAGUUAUCUAGGCGAGGGAAGAAACAUUUGCCUUCUUGAAUAAAAUGAGUAUUCAGUUAUUGAUUUGUUUCCCUAAAUAUUAUUCAUUAGUUCCACUCAGCUUCCAAACUCAUGUCUUGGAUUGGGAUCCUGGCUCCAAAUUGGUGACAGGUGGCCUCAUAGGCAUCCAUUUAUCUUCAUUGCAUCGUAUAGUCAAGGUUAACUGAAAAAUAAAAUUCCAUGGCACGAAUAUGUGGCACUGCAGCAGAUUCCUUCUGCAUUUAUUUCUCUCACGGGCUACCAUUGUCACUUCCCACCUUUGCUCACACACAAAAUAUAUAUAAGCUAAAGGAGUUCGUAAAUUGGAGCUGACUAAGCAAUCCUUUUUGGGGGGUAUAUUUUGAAUAUCAAGCACCCACCUCAGUUAAAGCCAAAACAAAACCACCACCUUUCCUGGUUAAAUUCUGAUGAGUAAUCUACCAUUGGAAAACUGGAUGUGCAAAUGAAGUAAUAUUUUGCUUUCUAAAAUGAAUCAUUGAUAAAGAUUUCACCUUAACAUUGACAUUCCAAGCCUGAAGAUAGCAACUCCUGUUUCUCACUGAAUAUCAAUGUUCGGUGUCAUAUUCAUGAUGACUGUUAACUAAUAGGAUGACAUUUCUGUGCUAGUGACUAACAGACUGUACAGAUUACAAGCUUUAACUGUUUAAUAUAAUGCUUUAUUUCACAUUGUCAGUUUCCAUAUACGAAGGAGACAGUAAAACCAUUGUGUUGUUAGUGUCCAUGACAGAGUAGCUGUACAUUCCUGUGGGAUUUGGGGCUCAUCUGGCCUGGUACUGUAGUUUUGCCCAGGCCAGUGCUUUUUGGGUGUGAAAUGAUCUUGUAUUUCUGAUUACUGGAGGAGUUAAUCAACCUACUGACACAUAGGAAUCUCUUUAUUUAGUACAUGAGAAAACAACCUUGGAUAACUGAAAAUUAAUUGGAGCUGGAAAUCUGGCUUCUUGGUCAGGUAUUAUUUAGGGGUUCUAAUUAGGUGAUUUCUUCCUAAAAAGGUUAAGUAGCUGAUUUGGUCACUGUGAUAUCUGGAGCUUGUUUAAUAGAUAUUUUACAGUUGCCAUUGUCUAAGUUUAUAUACUCUAGUCCCAACUAAUAUUGGGAUUUAAAUAUUGGGUAAGCGUUUUGAAAAGAUUUAUGUCUUUAUCUUUGAAGAGCUUAAAUCCAGUGCCAGGGAAACAAAAAAUCAAUUUAAAUGCACUGGUUAAUUACAAGUGUGACCACUGCAGAAUUGUAAAUAUGUAUUAUGUAAUAAAAAUCUUCAUAUGCA
Molecule: messenger RNA, 12845 nt
Organism: Leucoraja erinaceus (little skate)
Lineage: Eukaryota; Metazoa; Chordata; Chondrichthyes; Rajiformes; Rajidae
Gene: znf704
Product: zinc finger protein 704
Exons: 9
Coding region: 337-1860 (507 amino acids)
Biological process (GO): regulation of transcription by RNA polymerase II
Cellular component (GO): nucleus
Molecular function (GO): RNA polymerase II cis-regulatory region sequence-specific DNA binding; DNA-binding transcription factor activity
Source: RefSeq, a predicted model, not a curated record